GCAAUGAAUAAUGUUGGAGAAUUCGCUGGUUUCUAGCAAAGGUACUCUUUUGUUCAAUGCAACGAAGAAAUAUCUUCACUACUUUCUUUUAGGAGGAAAGCAUUUUAAUUAAGCAUUCCACAAAUUGACCUUAGUCCCACUUUCAAUAUCUUUUAUCAUUCAGUUUGGUAAACGAACCGAAUAUGCACUAAUUUUCUAACAACAAAAUUUCUGAUAUGUUUGAUGGACGUUUAAUUGCAUUUAUACUAUUACUACUCGACUCUAAUGAUAAAUUUCGUCUCGAUUCACAAACAUCUGCUGUGAUGAAUGAAAUAGUCAAAUGUUGCUCUAAAAUUUUGCAAUCCAAGACAUUAAAUGAUAUUGAUGAAGAACUGGUUCAACAAGGAAAAAUUUAUUUAUAACAAAACAUAUCACUGUUCCAGGUAUAUCUGCUAUUAUGAAUGAUGCACUACUAACGAACAAAAUAAUAUCAAAAGUUUCAAACUGACUAAUUAUUAAUACUUAUUUAAAACCAAUAUUAAAAUUAUCCAAUUGCGCAUUUGAAUACGAAAAAAACACAGUAUCAUUGAAAACGACACUUCCUCAUUAUGAAGGUAAACAUCAUUGGCAUGUAUACAAAGAAGUUGGUAGUGAAUAUGAAAAACUCAUUCGAAAUAUGAGACAAACAAAACCUGUCAAUCAUAAUGAUAGUACUAAACGGCCUAAUAAUCGACAAGGUUAUCUAACUAAAAAACAUCAACAGUUUUAUCGUUAUAUAACAAAAUAUGAUGUGUCAUUAACAACACGUGAUAUUAGAGAUGAUAAUUUAAAAAUUAUUUUACCACAACGACAAAAAAUGAUCAAAAACAAACGCAUCAGAAUCGUUCAUUCUCAAAAUCAAUAA
This is a messenger RNA of Didymodactylos carnosus, 883 nucleotides long. The record is from the annotation of a GenBank genome assembly. NCBI's taxonomy places the organism in Eukaryota, Metazoa, Rotifera, Eurotatoria, Philodinida, Philodinidae.